This is a messenger RNA of Sclerotinia sclerotiorum 1980 UF-70, 1092 nucleotides long. RefSeq lists its product as hypothetical. Gene Ontology annotation, molecular function: adenosine deaminase activity. NCBI's taxonomy places the organism in Eukaryota, Fungi, Ascomycota, Leotiomycetes, Helotiales, Sclerotiniaceae. The coding region runs from base 1 to 1092 and encodes 363 amino acids. The transcript is spliced from 4 exons. The record is from RefSeq and is a predicted model, not a curated record. Gene Ontology annotation, biological process: adenosine catabolic process; inosine biosynthetic process.
AUGCAGAGUGGAGAAUCUAAAGCCACGAAUUCAGUAUCUACCGAUUCUCAGAUUGGAAGAUCUCCCGAAGUCGAGUUUGAUCAUUUUGAUUGGUCAGUAUUACAUGCCCAUCUAAGUGGAAGUAUCAGUCGACAAUGUCUUCAUGAAGUAUGGCUUCAGAAACAGGAAAGGGGUGAGACUACAUUGGUAGAUCCAUUGGUUGAGAUGCCCGAUGGUAAAUUCGAUUAUGAUCUUGAGACAUUCUUCCCACUCUUCUCCAAGUAUAUCUACGAACUCUGCAACGACCUUUCCUCUCUAAUCUACACCACCAAUUCUGUUCUUUCAGAUUUCCAAGCCGAUGGCGUAGUAUACCUCGAAUUACGCACCACACCUCGAGCCAUCCCUUCAGCUGGCAUCACUAAAGAUAUCUACAUUCAAACAAUCCUCGACUGCAUCAAUAAACACAACAAUGCAAAUCCUUCCAUGAAAACACGUUUAAUUCUCUCCAUCGACAGACGAAACGAUGCUGAAACAGCAAUGCAAGUUGUGAAACUAGCCCACAAAUACCAUUCCCAAGACCUAGGCGUAGUAGGAAUCGAUCUCUGUGGCGAUCCCUCCGUAGGUGAUAUAAGUAUAUUCGAAGCCGCAUUCCGCGCCGCUCGAAACCAUGACAUGAAAAUCACAAUACAUUUUGCAGAGAUGAAACAAGUUUCAAGGAAAGAAUUAGAAACGCUUUUGGAGUUUAAACCCCAUAGGAUAGGUCAUGUGAUACACGUACCCGAAGAUCUGAAACGAGAGAUUGAGAGGUCGGGCUUGGGCUUGGAACUUUGUUUGAGUUGUAAUGUGCAUGCGAAGAUGAUUACGGGGUCGUUUGGUGAUCAUCAUUUUGGUGAGUGGUGGGGAAGCUCGAGGGAGGGGAAUUGUUCGGUGGUUUUAUGUACAGAUGACGUAGGAGUCUUCGGAAGCAAACUUUCGGAUGAAUACGCAUUGGUAGCUCGACAUUUCAACCUCGACCGAAAGGAUAUUUGUACAUUGGCACGAAGUGGGAUUGAGGUUAUUUUUGGGAGUGAGGGGGAUAGGGAAUGGUUGAGGGGGGUUAUGUGGAGGGUGUAG